ACUCUCCUUCAUCACCACCAUCAUCGCACUCGACAUCGCCCGUGCCAGCACUCCUUACUCCUCUCCAAUCUCCAUGUCACAGCGACAAUGAGCAGGCCGUACGACUUGUCCAAGGUUGACCUGAAGCCCAAGCGGCACCAUGGCUACAGCGUUCUCAUCUUCAUAUUCGGCACCCUCUUUCCUCCUCUCGCUGUCGCCAUACGAUUUGGGCUAGGCAGCGAUUUCUGGCUGAAUCUGUUCCUGACGAUAUGUGGCUAUAUCCCUGGACACGUACACAACUUCUAUAUCCAGAACGUAAGAAACAACAAGAACAACAACCGCACGCCCAAAUGGGCCCAACGCUAUGGCCUCGUCGACACUUCUGAGAUCAAGCGCAAGCAGAAACGUUCCCAAUGGGCUAACCGCUACAACGAUCGCCUCCCCAACUCCACCCUGGAAGGCCAACCUUAUGAGGAAGGCCAGGAACACGAUCCUUCCGUCCACAGCUCCAUCGACGAAGCGGGGAACCGUCGCAACGCAGCUGGUGAACUCUGGAACCCGGAGGAAGAGCGCUACUACGGUCGUAACGAUGCAGCGAGCACCAACUCGGGUGGUCGGUGGCAUUAUCCAGCCAACUUCGACGAUGCGGUGGUGACCCCGAGCGAUGGGCAUGGACAUAAGAAGAAGAAGGGGAAGAAGGAUAGAUGGGCGAGGACGGAGGAUGCGUACAGUCUGAGUGAGGAGCAGGGGAAGAAGAAGAAAAAGAAGAAGCGGUCGGUGAAGCGGACCUCGGAUGUAGAUGGGGACACGUAUUCGAGGAGGAGCGGGUCGACGAACGAGUUCCCGGAGGAUCCAGAGGGUGGGCUAUAUGGGAAUAGCAGUCCGACAGCGGGUGCCAAUGGUAGUGCGAGUGCACCGCGUCAGACGAACGGGGAUGAAGUCUUUAAUCACGAAUUCUAAGGGCUGCGUGUUGGGGGUAGGGCGUUCAGGAAGAUGGCUUGGUAUGGUGGGCUUGGGCAAGUAACUCCUAUGUCCUGCGCCUUGGUCAUCGGGACAUUCUUUCAUUCCUUUUAUUUCCUUCAUCAUUCUCGUUGCAUACAGCUAUCUCAAUCUGGCUUUGGUCUCAGCAUCCCUUGAUGCUCAUCGCGAUCGACCCAUGUAUAAACUCCACUAAAUCACUCUACAUACCCUCUUUGCUUUACUCUACCGCAUCGAGGUCGUUUUCACUCCUCACCGUGCCCGUUGCCUAUUUAUUGCAUUGUUUCUCUCCGAUAGCUUGCGUGUGUUCACUUCCUGCGAGAGCGUCGCGAAUCGUGAAUCCUAUGUAAGUAAUUGGUGUGGUGAUUUCCUACUCAUACCAUCUGGA
This is a messenger RNA of Stereum hirsutum FP-91666 SS1, 1345 nucleotides long. RefSeq lists its product as uncharacterized. NCBI's taxonomy places the organism in Eukaryota, Fungi, Basidiomycota, Agaricomycetes, Russulales, Stereaceae. The record is from RefSeq and is a predicted model, not a curated record. Bases 88 to 939 code for a protein of 283 amino acids. The transcript has 4 exons. Gene Ontology annotation, cellular component: membrane.